UCACUCAUUCCUUAUCUCCCAAACCCCCCAUAUCAGAGCAAUCACAUUUCCUCAACACUUUCCUCUCCCUCACUCGAUUCCCUCCCAAUUUCCCUCCAUCUCUCCCUCUUGUGAGAGAAUGGCCACCAGCCAGUACUCUCUCAACUCCAUCUACCACCAGGACAACCACCACUCUUUCCGGAGGCGCCACUCCAUAGACACCCCUCCUCCCUCCACCCUCUUCCUCAAGCCAACCACCAACACAACCAACCCCACUUCCCUCUCCCACACUCUCUCCUCCACCCCUUUCUCUCUCUCCCUCUCCACCACCACCGCCACCUCCUCCCUCACAACAACACCCUCCACCUCCCAAACCAUCUCCUUUGACCUCCUCAAACAACACCUCUCCUCCAAAAACUACCGGGAGGCCGACGAAGAAACCCGCCGCCUCCUCAUCGUCCUCGCCGGCGAAGCCGCCCAGAAGCGCGGCUACGUGUUCUUCUCGGAGGCCCAAUUCAUCCCGGAACAAGACCUGAGGGCCAUAGAUGAGCUCUGGAAGCAACACAGCAGCAACAAGUUUGGGUACAGUGUCCAAAAGAAGAUAUGGAAGAAAGUGAACAGAGACUUCACCAAGUUCUUCCUCAAGGUUGGGUGGAUGAAGAGGCUUGACACUGAGAUUGAGCAAUAUAAUUACAGGUCUUUCCCAACUGAGUUCACUUGGGAGCUCACUGAUGACACACCAGAGGGUCACUUGCCAUUGACGAAUGCUCUCAGAGGUACACAGCUUCUCAACUGCAUUCUAAGCCACCCUGCUUUUCACUCCACCCAAGAAGAAGAAGAAGAAGAGGAGGGAGGGAAUGGAAUUGAAGAAGAGAAAGGAAUUGCUGAUAAUGGAGGGUUGAAGGGUUUGAGGGGAGUGAACAAGAAAGUGUUCAAAACAGAUUACAGCUUUUAAUCUCAAGAAACAAUGGGCACUUGUAUUUUUAUAUUUACUUAUAUAUAUUUAUAUAUGCAAUGAAAAUGGUUACUGUUUUUGUAAUAAUAUGCUUUUCACUUUCCCUUUGAACUUUCUUUUGUUUUUCUUGUUUUUGUUUGUUUUACAAGUGGGAGCAUCUUUUUUAAUUUUAAAUUGAUGAUAUAUGGACACUAGUACAAGGUUGUGUCGCUUGACACGUUGUAUGUAUUAGUAUGGUUGCAAACAAAAACCAGCCCUUUUGUAUUUUUUUUUGUUUAUUAAUGUAACUUGUGCGUUUGUGAUGUUGAA
This is a messenger RNA of Cornus florida, 1243 nucleotides long. RefSeq names its product tetrapyrrole-binding protein, chloroplastic. Gene Ontology annotation, biological process: chloroplast-nucleus signaling pathway. The transcript has a single exon. The coding region runs from base 119 to 934 and encodes 271 amino acids. Lineage: Eukaryota; Viridiplantae; Streptophyta; Magnoliopsida; Cornales; Cornaceae. Gene Ontology annotation, molecular function: tetrapyrrole binding. Gene Ontology annotation, cellular component: chloroplast. The record is from RefSeq and is a predicted model, not a curated record.